Haliotis rubra (blacklip abalone) is the source of this 713-nucleotide messenger RNA. RefSeq lists its product as uncharacterized. Bases 23 to 379 code for a protein of 118 amino acids. The transcript has 5 exons. The record is from RefSeq and is a predicted model, not a curated record. NCBI's taxonomy places the organism in Eukaryota, Metazoa, Mollusca, Gastropoda, Lepetellida, Haliotidae.
UUUAAAUUUCAUUUUUCGAUCAAUGCGACUUGUUUCCAUGAAGGGUGUGUGUUAUACACUAAAUACCAUCCCAUCUGGCUAUUUUUGUUUUCCAGGAAGUGGAUCGGCAAGAAGGAAUCCCGAACCUGUGGAAAUGGACAACAGAGGAUAUUCAUCAUUAGAUCAGAUUAACGGUCCAGCUCAGUAUUCCAAUUUGGAGGAGGAAUCAGAAAAGCGACACUACUCUCAGUUGAAGAUUUAUCAGAAUACAAAAGAGAAUGCUGCAGGAGAUACAAGUACCUAUGAAGGCAUGACCGAGAAUCCUCCUGUGACAUAUGAGUCCAUCAGGGCAUCGCCAUACCAGAACACUGGGGCACAUUCUCAAGGUCCCGAGCAGUGACACAGUUAACGAAGCACCAGCAUAUACAUCAUGAUAUUAGAGCCAGGUGCUGAUCACGAAAUACGUUUAACGUACUGCAUUCCUUUCCUUUGCGGCAACACAUCUUCUUUAAUUUUCUCAACUUUUCAUUAUUUUGUGUUUGCAAGAUCAGUAUCAUUGAUACAUGCACUUUUAGAGAAGAAAACACCUGCUUAACAAUCAAGUGAACGUCAAAUCAUUAGUAUAAGCCUCUAUUUGUAUUUGUUUAUUUUUGUAUUGUGUCUAUUUAGAUCUCAUCUUUGUUGAAUAUUUAACGUUAAAUGUAUCACAUUGUAAAUAAAAAUAUUUUCACACA